AUGUCGUCAUCAACUACAGCCAACAAAGCCACUGCCCCGCGGUGCGGCGGUGACGCGGGAACAACCAAGCAGUCGAUUAUUUACAAGUUUCCAAACGCUGUCCCACCGCGAUUUAGCAUGAGAGCUUACAUGUACUCACAGGGCAUCAUGACACCCAUCAUUUUCGUCUCGUUUCUGCUGUCCCUGGUGUGGGUUGAUAUCAGAUACACCAUCAAGAGAUCAAGAAAUCAUAGCCAAGGAGGCUGGAUGCCAUCGUGGCUGCACAACAUCGUGUACCGAAGCUCUCCGUAUCAUUACGUGCGAGUCAAAACGCAAACGACUCCAAGCCCCAAGGCCGAUCAGCAGGAGUGGUACUACCAUAGCAAGCAGAAGAAGCUGUUGCGUAUGGAGGUUGACGAUGCGUUCCAGAUGAGGGGACAGGUUCUAGUGGUACUGGCGCUUGUGUCGCUGGUCGUCGUUUGGGCCUUUUGGCUGUUUGCCAACUGGGCAUGGCGAAGCAUUGGCAGCAGUACCUUCCGUAUCUGA
Molecule: messenger RNA, 525 nt
Organism: Colletotrichum higginsianum IMI 349063
Lineage: Eukaryota; Fungi; Ascomycota; Sordariomycetes; Glomerellales; Glomerellaceae
Product: ATP phosphoribosyltransferase
Exons: 2
Coding region: 1-525 (174 amino acids)
Source: RefSeq, a predicted model, not a curated record